CCAGGAAAAAAAAAAAAGAAAUGUUACAAGAUUUUGUUUGUACCCCGUUUAGCGGAUAGUAUCAGCUCGUCAGCGCUGCCGUUUUUUUUUUAGAUCUUGAAUCAUCGUUUCGCUUUUUGUUUUUUGUUUUUUGAAAGAAGAUGCCGAAACGAGAAAGAGAAGGAAAAGUGAGGCAGAUUAUGUCGUGGAUACACAGUUUGACAGAACAAGACGCGUUGUAGGGAAACCAACAGCGAAAAGGUCGAUAUAGUGCAAAAAAAAAAAAAAAAAAAUCGAAUUAAUUUAUAAUCAUUUUUUUCCAAAUUCGGGAGCAAGAAGUAGCCUCGCUUUGAUUGCAUCAAUUUCAAUAUGAGCUAAUCUAUAUCUGAAUCAGGCAAGUAAAAGUUUUCUAUGUAUUUUUUUUUAAUGAAAUGACAUCUUCAUAUCUUGCUUACAGCGAUCUGCUUCAGGCUAUGCAUUGAAAACCAAAGGCGAUUUAUAAGCUGCGCUGAUUAAACACGCAGCUCAGUGCAAGGUGAUUGUAUUCACAUUACCGUAAUUAUCAGAAAAAGAAAAAGAAAAAACCACGACGAGGGUUGAACUUUGCGCAGAGAGGGGGGGUUUCCUGUUUCAUUUGCUUGAGCUUGUGUUUAUCAAGGACAGUAGCAAAGGGUCUGUUUCCAAACUCUAGGAGAGCUAGGAUAUAUGAAGAUCGCGACACAGUUACUGGUUUUCCCUCGCAGAAAUGCCAGUGCGUGCUGUGACCACCAGGUUCAUGUACAAGGGACUUUGCACUAUUCCAGAUGUCCUCACCUACCGGACCCCUGUUAUCCUGCCUGAAGAUGAGGUGGAAGAAAUUCGUGAGGCUUUCAAAGUAUUUGACCGAGAUGGGAAUGGCUUCAUCUCAAAGCAGGAGUUGGGCAUGGCCAUGCGCUCUCUGGGUUACAUGCCCAAUGAGGUGGAGCUGGAGGUUAUCAUCCAAAGACUCGACAUAGAUGGUGAUGGUCAGGUGGGAUUUGAUGAAUUUGUCACAUUGCUCGGUCCUAAACUCUCUGCCGCUGGAAUGCCUGAUAAGUUUCAUGGAGCAGACUUUGAUUCAGUGUUUUGGAAGUGUGACAUGCAGAAACUGACUGUGGAUGAGCUUAAGAGACUGCUUUACGACACUUUCCGUGACCACCUCACCAUGAAAGACAUUGAGAACAUCAUCAUGACUGAGGAGAACCACCUGAACAGUCCGGAGUCCCACGUGGACAUUGACACAAGCCCAACACAACAGGAAAAACACACGUGUGUGCGUAAAAGCCUGAUUUGUGCCUUCGCCAUUGCAUUUAUCAUCAGCGUUAUGCUCAUUGCAGCAAAUCAAAUGCUCCGCCGAGGAAUGAAGUAAACACUACACCAGCGGGUUACAAAGAGGCAUAAGAAUGGACAAUGAAAAAUCCUAUAUUAACCAAAAUACCUGACAGUUGUUUUGUUUUUUUGGUUCAAUGUAUUCACCACCCAAAACGAUGGGCACCCACAGCUUCUCUCUAUAAUGGACAAAAUGAUGUCACGCAGUGGUUUUAUAUGACCACAAAUCCUAGCAUACCGUAGUAAAAAGAAAGAGACAUUUCAAGGGCUGAUUAGUAUCCUAAAAGAGUAAGUCAUUGGUUCAAAUUUCAGAUAUUUUCUAACAAAUUAGAUAGGAAAGCAGACUGUAGAAGUGUGUGCUGUAGUAAUAGCUCUGCUGUGUCUGUGUAUAUCAAAACAAUUAAUGUUGAUGAGAACUCUGCCAUUUGGAAUGCACCCAAUAAUGAUAUUACUGAUGGUAGUAAUAAAGCAAUACAAACAUGUUGAUGUGCUGCAUAUUAAGCAGCUUUAAAUCACUUAAGAAAAACAUAAGGAUAAAUGACUGGGUACCGCAUAAUGUGUCUCUUUUAAGUCUCUGUUUGUUUCAGUGCCAAGGUUUUCAGUCCAGGAGUCCAACUCAUAUCCAGUCUAACAUACUUUGCUGAAUCAGCACCAUCUGUGAUCUAAAUCUUAACAAAAUAGUAGGCCCGCCAAUUUGAAACACACAUCUGAUAUUCAAAGUGUUUUGACAACUUUUUCUUGAGUUCUGGCUCCAGGGAUGGCCCGAAUUUCUCAAAAACUGUUUUGGAUUGUCAUGAAAUUUUGAACAGACUUUUAUUAUUCCCAGGGAAUUCAUGUUCUACUGACUUUCGUGAUCCCCUGACUUUUCCUGUAAUGCCAGGUGAAGUUUUCCCUUAUCCUGUAAAAUAUCUCAACAUCUACUGGAUGCAUUGGCACACAAUUUGGUGCAGACAUUUAUGGUUCCCUUAGGAUGUUUACCAGUGAAUUUGGUAACCAGCUGAUUUUUCCUCUACUGUCACCUUGAGGUUGACCUUAGUGAAAUUCCACAAAUGUGAGUGAUGAAUAUGGUGAACAUGGUUAACAUUAUACCAAUCAAACAGCAGCAUGUUAGUAUUGGCAUUUUGAGCAUCAUGUCAUAAAAGCCUCACAGCUGUAGACUCUUGGUCAUAAAAAUAUGCCAAUAUGGUGAGGUGCUCUGCUUUGUUACUUUUAUUAGAUAAUACAAACAUUAAGUGUUUAAUGUUCUGUAGAGAAUGGUUUUAUUGUCCAACUAGCUUACCUUAAAGGAAUACUUCACCUGAAAAAUGACCAUUUCUAUAUGAAUUACUCAUUCAGUGUUACCAUGAAAACAUUUUUUGGGUGCCUCAACUGUGAACAAAUUAUUCAACAGUGGCAGAAAUUCUUAAUGAAUUGAAGUAAAUGGGUGCCACAUUUAGCAACAGUAAACUAUAUCAAAGCAUUAGUUCCCAAACUCUCACACAAGUCCGUCUAAGUCUAAUUUAUCCAGUCAUAAGCUGUUUUUUGACAGUAGUGAGCAAAGAUCUUCUUAUUUAAAACACUUCUGUGGAUGAGCAGCACGCUUGUGCAAUUGUGAGAUGGUUUGUGAAUUUUAUGUAUUUUGAAUAGUAAGAUUAUAGUAUGAUUUUAUGUAUGCAUGGUUUUUGGCAAGUACUAUGCAUACAACCGCAUAAAUGAGACUUGGAUUAUACUGAACAAGUUGUGUUAGCAUUAGUAAAAUUAUAUUUUGAAAUAGUUUUGCUCUUAAACGAGGCCAAUAUUUACUUUUACUCAUCAAGGGUUUUCUAAAUGUUUAAAUACUUUGUUUAACAUGGUGGCAUGCUUGGGGAAAGAAAGGUUUUCUUUAAGAAUUGAAAGUAACGGAGUAAUUUAUUUAAAAAUGGGUAAUUUUGAGGGUGCAAUAUUGCUUUAAUCUAAAGUAAAGGCCAAAGUUUCCACCAUCACAAUGAGAAGCACAGGAAUACACUGGACAGCACUGCUGGAAAGAAUAACAGAAAAGAGAGUAGUUCAAUGACAUGACGUAGCAGUCUGUGAUCCUCAGCCUCACGCUGUAAACUCCAGUCAGCUGAUCUGACGGGCCAUUUUUAAAGAUGUCACGAUUUUCUAAGAAUUAAUUGGUUUUGUUUUAAAGCUCAGACUGAGCCUUUUUGAUUGAGCACUUGGAGAUUGAUUUGUAAAUCAAACAACUGCUUUCCCAGCUAUAAAAGUAGAUUUAAGAAUUAAACUGAAAUGAACAGUAAAGUCCAAAUAAAAGGCAGAAAACAGAAGGAACUGACAAAAUUCCCCUGAGAAACAUCAGUCAAGAGUGUGUGCAUGGGGUAUUUAUGCAAAAAUCCCAGACUUCAAGACGAAUGACGAUCAUACAACUUGUAAAACAUGUGUUUCAUACUCACAGUCUGCCAGUGAUACGUGCACAAUGAUGCAUAAUUCAAAGUUGUGCAUCAAUGAGUCAUAAUGAAUCAAAGUGAAAUACAUCUGGUUGGCUGUAUGACCUGAGCUACCAGCUGCGAAUAAAGUCAACAAGUUUAGAGCUUAGACAAAAUUAUCUGUAAUAUUUAUAGCAAAUGGGAAGGAGGAUAUUCAGUUCACAUGACACACUUGCAUGUACAUUAAACUAGAAUUAUAUGUGUGUUCUAUGUGUGAGAUCACAUUUUGAACUCUGGUGUAUGUAUUCAAAUAAUUAUGCAAUUUGUAUAGUAAUCAUUGCAAAAAAAAAAAAUCUCAGUAUUUGACAUUUUCCUGUAAAUGUCAUAUUUUUGUGGACGUGCAGACAAUAUCAAAACACUAAAUACUUUAAAGUAUGCUGUGAACAAUAAUUUAACAUAUCAUAAAAAGUGUUGUUUUCUGGCUUUUACAUGGACCACCAAAACAACAUAUUGUUUAAAGUAUAACAUGGUUAUAUUUUCUUACUUGGAAAAGUGAUACAUUAAAUCUAUGUGAUUUUAUUAUGAAUGUAAGCAUAACGUUUUGUAUAAAAACAAACAAUACAAAAAAAUUUACAAAAAAAAAAUCAGGUUUCUGAUAUAAUUUCCAGGUUGACUGGACGUCAGAUACAAUUUCCUGUGUGUAUUAAGACCAUGCACUUACAUCAACUUUUCUGAUUUGUUAAGAUUCAUUUUUCAGAAUGUUUUCUUUAACAAAUAUUUGUCAAAUUUGACAAAGUCUUACAAAAUGCUAUAUAUUUUUUCUUGCUCUUUUUAUCUUAAAGUUUAUCAAAGCUAUAUCACGGGAGGGAUACGUAUAUGAAACAGCGUGUAUCAUUCUGGCAAUAAAACAGAUAUUUUAUCUCAUAUAUAGUAGCUGUUUAUGUAUGAACUACUUAUAUGACAUCUCAUUACCUCUUCAUGUGAGCAUAUCAUGUAAGGUAUGGGUUUUGUGUGAAUGUAAAAUAUAGUUAUUGUGUCAAAUCUUGUCUCAAGACAUAUAAGCAAUUAUUGUGUCCUAUUCUGUAUGUUACAGUGCUUUAUUGAGCAUUUUAUGUACACUCUGUUGACUGAUUGUCUUAAUUAUUGUUAUUAAUUUGAUUUAGACUGUAGUUGUGUUCUGUUCCGUGCCUUUGUCUUCUGCUCCCAUGCCUUGACUUAGAGUAACUUUAGAAAGAAAGGAAAUCAAUUUUACAAAAAUUGUCACUUUUGACAAAAAUGAAUCUGAUACUAAAUGUAUUUUUGAAUUGAAGCGACUCAUCAGUAACUCAAGUACCAAUAAGUGUCCAUGUAUUCUCUUUCUCUCUCCCCUGUUCUUGGUAACCUUUCUAGUUAAUAUUUGUAUCAUCCUGCUGUGUGACAUUACUAGAAAUUAUAAUGUCUAGAUUGAGAAUAGCCAGCGCUGUUUUUUUUCUGUAACUGUUACUGCACAUGUAGAGGUUACUGCAUCAAUUAUACACUAAUGUAAGUGGUGUUUAGAUGCAUGUAGUCCAAUAAAAACCUAUGGCAUUAAAAAGGA
Centropristis striata (black sea bass) is the source of this 5286-nucleotide messenger RNA. RefSeq names its product calcium binding protein 7b (gene cabp7b). Bases 725 to 1366 code for a protein of 213 amino acids. The transcript has 5 exons. The record is from RefSeq and is a predicted model, not a curated record. Lineage: Eukaryota; Metazoa; Chordata; Actinopteri; Perciformes; Serranidae. Gene Ontology annotation, molecular function: calcium ion binding.